UACCGACUACCGAGAGAGGCAGCCUCGCUGCUUUCUCUCAAACUGAAGCUCCACCCAGAACUCAACAAAAGACCCCAUGACCCACCAGGCAAGCUUUAUCAGCCAGAAUAACACACGGGCUCAGCAGGCAUGGAGACUCUCAGCCUGCAGGUGCUGAUGGUUGUAACAGGGAGCUUCUUGGGCUUCCAGUGGCUGUUCCACAGAGGUAGCCCUUGGGUGUCUGAGAAGCUCUGCAAAGGCUUCCUGAGGCUCAGCCCUACACAAAGGACAGAGUGGAACUCCAGGGCCGUCUCAACAGUACAUGCCUUGGUUGUGGGACUUUUCUGUCUCUACAUAUAUAUCUUUGAUGAACCUAUCCAGAAAGACCCAGUCUGGGGAGAUGCCACACUGGUGAAGCUAAAUGUGGCUGUUACAUCAGGCUACCUAAUCUCAGACAAAUUAAUGACAUUUCAAUGUGAAUAUUAUAAACAUUUAUCGUUUGCAGUACAUGGUUUUAUCUUUGCUGCUCUCUAUGCAUACUACUAUGUGCUGAGUCAAGGGAUAUUGCCUUACUUUGCUAAUUUCCGCCUGCUUUCAGAAUUCUCCACCCCCUUCGUGAACCAGCGUUGGUUUUUUUACAUGUUGGGCUACCACAAACUUUCCAAACCGAGUCUGGUUAAUGGUGUCGCCAUGGCAUUUACAUUCUUCUUGGUGAGGAUCGCAGUCAUUCCAGGCUACUACAGCCAUAUGUACUCUGUCUUUGGUACGGAUCACUUCUACCGGUUACCUCUGGGGGGCCGCAGUGCCUGGGUUAUUUCCAGCGUGUCUUUGGAUGUUAUGAACAUCAUGUGGAUGCGCAGAAUCAUCCGCGGAUGUCUCAAAGUCCUUCGCUCGGCCUGGUCGAGAAAAACAGGAACUGAAAUGGAAACUAGAAAGACAGACUGACAUGGAGAUACAGACAGAAAAUGAACACAUCAGCACACAAACCUUCCAUCUCUUUCAUGUCCAACCUGAUGCUGGAGUGCAAAUGCCAUGUAUAUGUUUUGUUAUUCCUGCUGCUGUAAUGCUGGGGCAUCAUAGUUGUGAGAAACCAUUUAUUGCAUUAAUAAUGACUGACAUGAUGUCAUCUUCAAAUAUGGGCUCAACUGGAGGAAUUCAAUCACAGGCGCUCCUUUACGUUUUAAGAAAUCGGGUGAUUAAGAGGCAUGAGACUGAUCACAUGUACAAUCAGGACAACAGUUGUGGUUGCACUAUGUAUUAUAAAGCUGCUAUUAUGAUCAACCACCUUGCCUUUAUGAAUGCAAAUAAACAAGCAACAGCACAUCUGAACUUCCACAAAGCUACACAGUGUGUGCCUGUAGACCAACGUUUUGACUUUUUGACAAUAUGGAUAGGGUUAUGCAAAUAGAGGAAAUGGCCAUUAUAAAUGUAGUGGAAAUGUUAAAUGUAUGGGUGAAAGAUCCUGCCUUUGCAGCUCAGCAGUGCAGGAUGUCAUACUCAAGAAACCAUGCAUGUCUACAUGUAAUUAUUACAUAUAUGGAGAACACUAUGUAUGGAGAGUAUUAUAUAUGUCUGGAAUGGAAAAUGUAU
Messenger RNA from Sinocyclocheilus anshuiensis, 1569 nucleotides. RefSeq names its product TLC domain containing 4. The transcript is spliced from 7 exons. The record is from RefSeq and is a predicted model, not a curated record. The coding region runs from base 130 to 924 and encodes 264 amino acids. NCBI's taxonomy places the organism in Eukaryota, Metazoa, Chordata, Actinopteri, Cypriniformes, Cyprinidae. Gene Ontology annotation, cellular component: endoplasmic reticulum; membrane. Gene Ontology annotation, biological process: lipid homeostasis.